This is a messenger RNA of Pectinophora gossypiella (pink bollworm), 7485 nucleotides long. Its product is annotated as nuclear factor erythroid 2-related factor 2-like. Gene Ontology annotation, cellular component: nucleus. Lineage: Eukaryota; Metazoa; Arthropoda; Insecta; Lepidoptera; Gelechiidae. The record is from RefSeq and is a predicted model, not a curated record. The coding region runs from base 657 to 3842 and encodes 1061 amino acids. Gene Ontology annotation, biological process: regulation of transcription by RNA polymerase II. Gene Ontology annotation, molecular function: RNA polymerase II cis-regulatory region sequence-specific DNA binding; DNA-binding transcription factor activity, RNA polymerase II-specific. The transcript is spliced from 22 exons.
GAACGUCGCAGUUGAAUGCGAACAGCCACCGCGGUCGCUCGCGGCCCGCGAUCCCGAACGUAAACAAAGAACAUUGUUCCCGCGAAUUUCGAAUUUGAAAAAAUAAACAAUUCGUGACAAAUUUGACAUUUUGUUUCUUAAAAGGUGUUUUUCACGUGACGCUCCAGUGUUGAAUCCACGUAAUGUGACCCGAAGAUAUUGAAUAAAUACGAUUGUUUUUUUGUUUGGGUUUAUUACGUAUUUUAUUUGAAGUGUCAGAGGGUAAUCAGAUGCGCCCAUUGCAAUUUUAGACAAUUUCCCGAGAAGUGCAAGUGGUGAUUUUGGCGCGAAGCCAAAGAAACAGUUUUGUGAAUUUUGACAUUUUUGUGAAUCAACUAUGAUGAUGUAUCCGAACGCGACAUGUACUACAGUGGACUAUUACGCGCGUGAAAAGUGACAGCUCAAAAACAUGUCUCCCGACAAACGCAAAAGGCGAGACGCGACGCAAAAGUUCAAAAAAACAACAAGAACUAUUCCCUAGCUGUAAAUAAACAUAAAAAGCUUAACAAUUGAUCUCACAGUAUUUUAGUGCUCAACUUAAUAGAAUUUUAAAGAGACUGACUUUUAGUUUUAAUUUCAAACCGGUCGGCGUGCGAUUUGAAAUUCAAAAAGUUACAAUGAUCGCGUUGAAGAAAUUAUAUGGGGACGAGUUGUUGCGCUUGGCGUUGGUACUGAGUCUCUUGAAGGUAGACCCUAACGACUACUUGGAGCAAGAGACGCAACAGCUGCUCUCCGGGCUGCACAUCUCCAACGGAUCUGAUUGGUCAGCCGAGCAAGAAGCUCGCACCCUCAUCAGACCCCGCUUCGUCCAUCCAAAGUCCCUAGACAACAUCCUGAUAAACUACGAGAGAGAAAUAUUCGAGGAGCUGAACUCUCUGGGUCGCUACGCCGACUUUAACUUGGAAAACAAUGCCCGUAUACGCGUGAAUCCAAUACUUCAUACAUAUUUAGUGAAUAACGUGGCGACCGAUACAGUAGUGCCGCCGCUCGCGGGCCAGCCGGUCGACGAGGCGGGCCAGGAUGGGGUCUCUGCUGACGACAACGUAGCGCAAGAAGUCAAAGUUUCCGAAGAAGAAGACAGCCAAGAACAACCAGAGAUUCAAGCACAAGAACCGCCGCGGCCCGACGCUGUCGUCACCCUCUCCCCAGACUUCUUAACCAACCAUACAGAGUCGGAUAUCUUCGCUGAAAUCGCGACCAGGUCUUUUGACGUCAACGAGUUUCUAGUCCAACCAAACAUGCAGAUUAAAAAGGAACCAGUCGACGAAUCUGAGGAUUUGCUCGACGUAAAGAUCAAGAAAGAGCCUCAAAAUGAAGACCUUUACAGCGACAACGCCAUGGAUGACUUCGUACCGUACUUCACGGCGAAGUCUGAAAAGUUUGAGCUUGGCGAGAACUCAGUUUUCCACCAAAACAUGGCUGACCUGCAGGACUACGGAGAGCUCUUUGAUGACGUCAAGGAACUCAGAAGUGACCUCGACUGCAUUGACGUCAAACAACAGCAAGAAAACUUGGAGCAGUAUCUCCUAGAAAACACCCCUUUGGAUUCCGAAGUCUACGAAUUAGCUCCAAUGUUUGAAGAGGAAUUGGUGUUGGGUGUGAAGAGGGAAAGAGCGAGCACUAGUUUUACGUCAGCUAGUUCCAGUGGUGUGAGUGAGAUGGAUAUGUCGGUGAAGGAGGACGUGAAGUCGGAGCCUGAUGAAGGGAACCAUACUGGAGACGAGCUUACACAAGAGGAUAUGGACCUCAUCGAGGUGCUCUGGAAGCAAGAUGUCGACAUGGGAUUCUCCAUCGAGGACCCUGUGCACCCGGAGGGUCCUCAAGCGAAGAAGGUGGAGUACGCAGACGAGAUCGACAAGGAGCUCCGCGCUGCAGAAGAGAAGAUACAGAGGAAGAAGGAGGAAGAAGAGAUCGAACAAGUCAAGCAGACGCUUCUCGAGCCGGACGUGAAGGAGGAUGAUCCGUGGGCCGGCCUGUCGUACACCGUGGAUACUGAGACUGGCGAGUACGUGCUUCAGGGCGAGCUGCCGCGCGAGCUGGUGGGAGAGUCGCGGUUCGACCUGCUGGAAGAAGCUUUGCAGCUGGUGGAGCUUGGAGACGACGUGAAGGAUGACCCGCCUGAGGCGGUAGAGGGCAGCAGCAGCGCGGGUGCCAUGCUGCACCCGGCUAUGCGGCACGUGCCGCACCAUCCCCUCGCGCACUACCACAACCAGUCCCUGAUGCGGUCAAUGUCGGUGGAGCAGCGUUGGCAGGACUUGGCAUCGCUGCUGACCAUCCCGCCGCCGCCCGACCAGUACCAGCAUUACCACCAGCAUCCGCAUCAUAAUAUCAGUGCUCAUGGCGCAGCCGGAUAUGCUCCGAACUACCACCCUCACGCACCGAUACCGCCAAUGCCGGACAAACACCCGGACGCCUAUGCGGGCGCGGCCGCACCGCUGGAGCCCAGCGCAUACAAGGUGGAGUCUGCCCAUCAUCAGCAACACGACGGACUCUACUAUCAGAAUACUACGUCGGAGAUGGCGCCUCCCGGCAACCAGGACGGGUUUCUGCAGUCCAUCCUAAACGACGAAGACUUGCAGCUCAUGGACAUGGCGAUGAAUGAAGGCAUGUACACGAUGCGAAUGUUGGACGGCGCGGCCGCGCACCCCGCGCCGCACCACAACCAUUCGCACAUGAUGGUGGCCGAGCGAGACUCGGCGUCAGACAGCGCGGUGUCGUCGAUGGGCUCGGAGCGCGUGCCCUCGCUCAGCGAUGGCGAGUGGUGCGAUGGCAGUGACUCUGCGCAAGAGUUCCACAGCUCAAAAUUCCGUCCGUAUGACUCGGCGUACGGACGCGAGCGCGCGGCUCCGCAUCAGCCACAGAAGAAACACCAUAUGUUCGGGAAACGAUGCUUCCAGGAACAACAGCAGCCCACUUUGGAGCCGCUGGUGCCGCCGCGUGCGCCGGGGGUCGUCAAGAACGAGUGGCCCGACCACGCGUACCGACCAGAUAACGUGCACAUGCAUAACCCGGAGUUCGCCCGCGGGCUGGCGCCGCCGGUGCCCGUCCCGGCGCUGGACCUCAACGCGCCGCACUCCAGCCAUGCUUUAUUACAGAGCGGUGUCCCGUCCCCGGCGGCACGGUUCUCGUACGCGGCCCCGGAGCGCGUGCGGCACAACCACACGUACAGCGCGCCGCUGCAGCCCGACCCGCGGCCCGCCGCCGCCCGGGACAAGAGAGUGCGGCGGCUGACAGACGGCAGCAUGUCUGACGGCGGCUCGUCGGCCACCAGCUCCGGACACCUCACGCGCGACGAGAAGCGCGCCAAGGCUCUCGGUAAGUCCGCACGUGGUAUCCCGAUGGAGGUCCACGACAUCAUUAACCUGCCGAUGGACGAGUUCAACGAACGGCUCUCCAAGCACGACCUCAGCGAGGCGCAGCUGUCCCUCAUCAGGGAUAUCCGGCGGCGUGGCAAGAAUAAGGUAGCAGCGCAGAACUGCCGCAAGCGCAAGCUGGACCAGAUCACGUCGCUCGCGGACGAGGUGCGCGCCAUGCGGGACCGCAAGGCUCGCACGGCGCGCGACCACCACUCGCUGCAGGCCGAGCGCCAACGGGUUAAGGAAAGGUUCGCUGCGUUGUACCGACACGUUUUCCAGAACCUGCGCGACCCUGAGGGCCGGCAGCUGUCUUCGUCGCAGUACUCGCUGCAGCAAGCAGCCGACGGUAACGUCGUGCUCGUGCCCAAGAUGCCGCAACACCCCGAUCACAUGAACCGUACUUCCGAUGACGAGAUGGACCGGAAGGCGAAAAACUUCGAGCAGUGACCUUCACUUCCGACCUACUCGAGAUGGUAGUACACCACUACAGAGAGCUUGGUCACCACCACCGUGCACCAUCCUCAUCGUGAAUACAAACAAUAAGUUUGAAUAUUUUUUUAGUAACGAACUUGGUUGAUCCUCUAUCGUGCGCCUUACUUGUAACUCUCGUUAUAAAUAGCAUUUUAUAUUUGGGCAUGCGAAUGCUAGAACUUGGCUUAAAAACCACCAGUGCACCUUUUUAUAACGUUAGCCAUAUAAGAUUUUUUUUCUAAAAUAUGGCAGCAUUGAUAAAUCACUCUGUGAUUGGCCUACUAACCCUAGUGUUGCCAAUUUAUAAAUUAUGAAAUGAUUUCAAUAUGGCGCGCGUUCUGUUUUAGUUUGUCGAAAAGUACAAUAGAUUUAAUGUUUUAGAUAUUAAUGUAAAAUCUGUUAUUUACUCUUCAUUGCAGAAUUAAAUUUUAUUUUUUGUUACAUAUUUUUGCACACACCCCUAAUUCAAACAGGGCGACGUACAACCAGUGAUAUGUGACAAAAUAUUAAAAUAAAUUGCUAUUUUUUUUUUCUUUUUAAAGUAUUUCUUUCUGUGGUGUACCAACAUCAUAAAAAUAUCAUCUCGAUAUGUAAAAAAAUGUGAUAGAAAAAAAAUAUUCCAUUUUUGCGUUAGUCGAAUGUAGACGUUUAUUGGUCUGAAGAAAAAUAUAUGAAAAAAACCGCUUUUAUGGAUUUUUUAAUAAUUGGCUGUAUGGUCUGGAACCUUAGUUUAUCGUAAAAUGGAAAAAACAAAAAAAUUUAGAAAAAAAUAUCUUAAUAAGAAAAUGGCGCGAAUUUAUAUAUUUUUCUUUAGAUUAAUUAAGAAUGAUUGCCAGUACAUAUUUAAUGUUGUUUUUAAAAUAUUUUUCCAUGUAACAGAAACUUACUUUUUUAGUUAGAUGAUCAAUUUGAUGAGAAAAGACGGUGAGGCAAAAUAUUGUUGGAUUAUUAUUUUUUUAUGCUUACAAACAAAAAAACCCGAGAAUCCCAGAAACCUGGAUGGAAUUCCGUAGUCUGCCUACCCCAACGGGAAAUAGGCGCGGUCUUACGUAUGUGUAAACAAAAAAAAAGCUCCAUUUAAAUGAAUGUGUCAUUUAUAGUUUUCCCGCCCUAUGAAAUGUCAUUAAUAAUGAUACCAAAAUUAGGGCGCCAUAUUUGUUGGAAAUGAGACAAAUAAAAAAAAUAGUAAUCCGACCGCCUCUUGCCUUCUCUUUUCCAUUUAAUUUUGAUGCUAGGAGUAUCUCUAAUAUAAAAAAAACCAUAUUGGUUGCAAGCUUUCGUACAGUUUACCUAACACAACUAACAGAAAAAAAUAUAAACCAACAAAUGACUGAGUAUUAUGAUACCAUAGUAUAACAUAAAAAAAAGAAAAUAUGGAAAAAAAAUAAAAAGGUGUCCGUGACAUCUGUCUCGUUGCAAUAAGUAAUUUUUAAUCAAUUUAAAAAAAAAAACUUUUUUUGUAAUAUAUUUUUCUUUGUUCUCUAUAGGUUGUUUAUUUAUAUAUAUUAAUAAAUAGGUUAAAAAUAUUGUUACUUUAAACUUUAAUAUUAUUACGUGGAAUUUUGAAUUCUUUUUACCUGGGCACGAUCAAAUUUUGGUUGGAUUUUCUCAAUUUUGGAUACAAGUACAAAAAACGACAGAUUUAUGUAUAGAAUAAAAGAAAUAGGGUAGAAAAAGACCAUAUUUUUUGUUGGUCUUUUUUUAAUUUGGCUACGUGAUCUGUAAGUUUAAGAUAUCAUUGUCAUAUAUAAGUAAAUGUAAAGUAUGAUCAGAAAAAAUAAAAAUUGCCGCCAUUUUGCGGCGAGGAAACGCUUUUUUUUCUUUAUAACCCCUUUUAACCCAUUUUUUUCUGAUCGCACUAAAUAGGCAUUUUGAAAUCGCACAUUAAAAAAAAAUAAACGGAGUAAAAAGGAUGUUGUAAUAUUCUAUUCUAUCUGUGGUGCAUACUUUUUUAAUUACUUUUUUUCGUAGAUUUUUUUUGAAAAUUGGAAACUAGUGGCUCAAUAUAAAUUGACACUUCUAACGCCAUUUGUACAUGAUCAAUAUUUAACAGACACAACGACCGUAUGCCUCUGCGGGGUAAGCAGGGCCACAACUUGUAAGUAAUUAGAAACUUUGCAGCCCCGUUUAGUAUUAAAAAUUAUUUAAAGAAAUAUACAUUUUAUUGGCGCCAAACGAAAAUAAAAUAACUAAGAUUUUUAGGCGAUGGGUAUGCAUUACUAACUUAUUAUUACGGUCUUAUCAUAAAAUUGACAGUAAUUUGUGUGUAUUUAAAAUCAUCUUAUAAGAUUAAUUAUAUAUUUCUCUUCGCCUCAUUUUAAUGUAAAAUUGAAAGGUCGACUAACUUUCAUAUACUUUUUCUAAGUUGGCAACACUGAUGGUCAAUUAGCGCCAUCUAGUGGGGACAAAUGGUACUACUAUUUACGUCAGAUUAAUACCCUCACUGUCAAAUAAUUCGAUGGAACUUCUCUUGUUAUUAGACCGACAAGGGUGUUUUGUCAACACCUCAUGGCACUUUUCUAUGCAUCCAUCCUUUUUUGUUACUUAUAACAGUCAUUUUCUAGAGCGAGACAGAGCGACCGCACGCGGCAGAAACGACGAGACGAUAGCGUGCUCUAGCGAGUUGCCAAAUGUGGUUCAACCCUAAAGCCCCUUUUCAGUAAAGAUUCAAAUUCAAAUGUAUUUAUUGCAUUGCUACAGGUCAAGAAGGUCUUACACAAUAUUACAUACAUCCACUGCAGCAUACUAGUCUAGGUGUACAAUUUUGAUUCUAAUAUUUAUUUUUUUUUUGAUUAAAAUAUAAUAUCGUCAAAUGCUAAGAGGAGUGUUUAAUUUUAUGAUAAGACCGUAGUUAUUUGCUUUAAAUGGCUGUGGGCGCGCUCCCCUGACGAGCCCUGGGGCCUGUUUAAUAAACAAUUGUAAAAACUCUUUAAUAGUAAGAACGCUGGCUGAGCCUAACCCUGUAUUGGGCUGGUUUUCCCUUCGCGGGCUGGAAGGUCAGACAGGCAGUCGUUUCAGUAAAAAUCCGGACCCGUCAAAUCUUCAGAUUAGGUAAGCGCACCCUGGAUAAAUUAGAAUCAAACUUAAUACAUACAUAAACUCACGCAUAUUUCCCACCGGGGUAAGCAGAGACUAUGGAAUUCCAUUUGCUUCGAUCCUGACACACUUCUCUUGCUUCCUCCACAUUCGCCAAUCGUUUCAUACACGCACGCCGUUUCAGAGUAGAUGGUACUUAACCUUUUCUAAGGUCAUCUCCAAUUUGGUCAAUGUACGUCCUUCUUGGUCUUCCUCUGCCAGCCCACAAUGAAAUUAUUUAGCAUUAAUAUGUAUACACUUUGGUACCAUGUCUCAUUAACUUUUUUGACAAAUUGAACUGUAAGUCUCACUAAAUGUCAAAUAUGUUAGUGCGACAGAGUCCUAAAGUGGGCACAUUAUAUUGCUCAUGACUGUACCAACCUCAAUUUUACAAUUGUAAAGUUCAUUAAACAGACCCUAGAAAACAUUAGAAGGCUUAUUGAAGAAACAAAGUCUAUAAUUUUGCGUUCAUUGGUCGUCAGUGGCGUAUAAAAUAAUUGUAAAAUUAAAAAUGGACUUUUCAUUACAGCCUGAUGUAUUUUGG